Hydractinia symbiolongicarpus is the source of this 2467-nucleotide messenger RNA. RefSeq names its product ras-related protein Rab-8A-like. The transcript is spliced from 6 exons. Gene Ontology annotation, biological process: protein localization to plasma membrane; protein secretion; regulation of exocytosis. Gene Ontology annotation, molecular function: GTP binding; GTPase activity. Lineage: Eukaryota; Metazoa; Cnidaria; Hydrozoa; Anthoathecata; Hydractiniidae. The coding region runs from base 156 to 779 and encodes 207 amino acids. The record is from RefSeq and is a predicted model, not a curated record. Gene Ontology annotation, cellular component: endosome; plasma membrane; synaptic vesicle.
CUGAUUAUGCAACAAUAAGGAGGACUGGAGAUGCGCGAAAAAUGUUCUACCACCCUGUCUUCUGCGCAUAUUUUAGGAAAAUCAUAAAAUGAUACAUGCCGGGCGCAACAAGCGAUAGAUACAGAAAAGUCUCUUCUAAAGUGAAAAACUAAAAGAUGGCCAAGACUUAUGAUUACCUAUUUAAGCUACUAUUAAUUGGUGAUUCAGGUGUUGGAAAAACCUGUGUGCUAUUUAGGUUUUCCGAGGAUGCUUUUAAUUCAACUUUUAUAUCAACUAUAGGCAUUGACUUUAAAAUACGUACAAUAGAUCUUGAUGGUAAAAAAAUAAAGUUACAAAUAUGGGACACAGCUGGACAAGAAAGAUUCCGAACCAUCACCACAGCAUAUUACAGAGGUGCUAUGGGCAUCAUGUUAGUUUAUGAUAUCACUAAUGAAAAAUCUUUUGAUAAUAUAAGAAACUGGAUCAGAAAUAUUGAAGAACACGCAGCGGCCGAUGUGGAGAAAAUGAUACUAGGUAAUAAAUGUGACAUGAAUGAUAAGAGGCAAGUAUCAACAGAGAGGGGACAAGCGCUAGCAGUCGAAUACAAUGUAAAAUUCAUGGAAACCAGUGCGAAAACUUCUAUCAAUGUAGAAGAAGCGUUCAUCUCGCUAGCAAGGGAUAUCAAGAAAAAAAUGGACAAAAAAUUGGAAAAUCCCAAUGCGACAGGCGAUGGUAAAAUCAAAGUCACAACAGAGACUAACAAACCCAAGAAAAGUGGUUGGAAAUGUACAUUACUGUAAAUAUUAGAAUUUAGUAUGAUUAUGCAAGCCCUUAUAAUACGCCACACUUAGGUGUAACUAGCGUUCAACCUGUUUACUACAUCAUACACGCGAAUUAAGUAAACUGACUGAAAAAAAUUCUUAUUUGCUCUUUUUCUCUGUUGUUGUCUUUCUCUAAGGUUAACCCUAGGAUCAAAUUCAUGAAAAUGGUUCAAUUCUCAAAUUUUGACAUAAAAUAAUUAGUAAUUAAUUAAACUUUUGGAAGCCUGUCCACAGUUUUUAAUCUGGGCAUUUAAAAUUACCAUUCCAGCAAAUUCCUAACUUUUUGCAACGUGUAAAUGACAAAGCUGAAGAAUGGUCAAACGCACCUUGUGUCACCUUGUGGGGCGUUUGACCAUCUUCGUAGGCGCUGUGACAGGCUGUCUUAUGUUAAGAUUUUCAUGUAGAUUUAGGUAAUAACCUUUCAAUACGUUACUUACCUUUUUUUAUAGUUUAAAUGUACAAAUCGUUUUUUGUUGAUGCUAUUAUUGUUAUUAUUGUUAUUAUUUUGUGAUAUAAAAUUAAAAAACUUUGUCUUUGUUUUCAAUGAUGGUUUUUUUGUGUGGUUGAAACACCAUGUGGUAGAGUUUUUUUAUAUUGAUUUGUUCAUGUUCAAUGGUGUGCCAUUAGACCUUUUCGUAUAACUUCCUCAAAAGAAAUUCAUAAUGUUUAGGUAGUAACGAGGCUUACCUUAACAAGUGGAAUUUGCAUCUAGUGGAAUUUUUUUAUUGUGAAUUCUAUUUGUUUUUUUAUUUAACCGAUGACAAUGGUACAAGGAGUCGUGCUUAGGACAGUUUGGGGUCGUGCUUAGGACAUUGUUUGGACUGUAGGUCGAUAUUUGUACUCGUCAUCUCUAAACUUUUCUGAUUCAUCGUAUUUGAACUGUGUGGUUUUUAAGAGUAUACAAGUUUUGUUUUUUGUAUAAGCAAUCGAGUUGCUAAGGACUUAAAACGAAAUUUAGCUUGAAACACUGUAUGAAACUUACUUGUAAACUUAGGGAACUCUAGCCAAAAUCUAGGACUUUUUAGUACAUUGAUUGAACCUACUAAAAAGUCCUUUAAUGAAAGUCUUUCACGUUAAAAUAGCAAGUACAAAGCUAAAAUCUUACAAAUUUUAAGACUACGCUUAGCAACUCGAAACUGGAAUUAAAAAUUUUUCCCUUCGCAACUGAGCCUUCAAUGAAAAAAAGAGUAAAUUUAUUUGUAAAGUCUGUUUGUAAAGGUUUCUCAUUCUUUUAAUGACUUUUGAUUUGUACUGGGUGAGAAUACGGGCGUGUAUAUUUCAAAGCUAUCUUUUUUCUCCUAACUUUUGGUAAAAAUUGUAUAUAUUGGAAAUUUAGUUAUAUCAUCCUAACGAGUAAAUCUCCAUUUUCAUUGUUAUGUCUAGCCUUUUUACAGAUUUCUGCAAGCUGCGUGUUUUUUUACUCAAACUUAUCAUUUUUAAUAUUGUAGUGUUUCAUUGUCAUCUAAGUGCAAAGUCUAUCGGAGGUGGUUCUAGAUUUUACCAUUUUUACGAUAUCGUUUUCGCUUUAUCGAAAUCUGUCAACUGAUUUUUACUUUUUAUUGGUUCACAUUAUUUUAUAACUGAUUUUUUUUUUCAGAUUAUAUAUUAAAUUGUAAAAAAAUCUUAUUUUAUUUAGUAAAGAUUAUGACAGUAUUUUCCCCGAUUGA